GCGUCGCUGCGAGCAGACCUGGGCUGGAGCGGCACUCCAACUCGGUGGGGAGUCCGUCCGAGCCGGGCGGCGGAGUGCGGCGCCGUUGAGGGCGCUGCCCAGCACGCUCCCAGGCCGCCCGGGCCCUGGGCUCUUGGAAGGAUCAGCGCCCGGGGCCGAACAGCGGGGACAGGCGGGCGCUGCCGUAGCGCGAGCCCGACGUCGUGUCUGGAGCGGUAGUGACUGGGGCUUGGGCGCCGCCUGCCCGGGCGGAGAUCCGGGUUUACCUAGCGCGGGGCUCAGGGCCCUGACGCGGGUGAGGCGGCCCCGAGAGCAUGAGCGGGCAGCGCGUGGACGUCAAGGUGGUUAUGCUGGGCAAGGAGUACGUGGGCAAGACGAGUCUGGUGGAGCGAUACGUGCACGACCGCUUCCUGGUGGGGCCCUAUCAGAACACCAUCGGAGCCGCCUUCGUGGCCAAGGUGAUGUCUGUCGGAGACCGGACAGUGACUUUGGGUAUUUGGGACACAGCAGGCUCUGAGCGCUACGAGGCUAUGAGUCGAAUCUACUAUCGAGGUGCCAAGGCUGCCAUCGUCUGCUAUGACCUCACAGACAGCAGCAGCUUUGAGCGGGCAAAGUUCUGGGUCAAGGAACUGCGAAACCUAGAGGAGGGCUGUCAGAUCUACCUGUGUGGCACCAAGAGUGACCUGCUGGAGGAGGACAGGCGGCGUAGACGUGUGGACUUCCAUGAUGUCCAGGAUUAUGCAGACAAUAUCAAAGCUCAGCUCUUUGAAACAUCCAGCAAGACAGGCCAGAGUGUGGACGAGCUCUUCCAGAAAGUGGCAGAGGAUUACGUCAGUGUGGCCGCCUUCCAGGUGAUGACAGAGGACAAAGGCGUGGACCUGGGCCAGAAGGCAAACCCCUACUUCUACAGUUGUUGUCAUCACUGAACCACCACUUACUUGGCCUGGGGGAAUUAAAGGAACCCCCCAAGGGGCUGGACCUAGUUCUUGUCUGGGCUUGGGUGGUCAAACAUGUAAGCUACCCCAGUCCCCAUGGCAGCAGAGGUGGCACCUGUCUGUGCUGGCCCAUGGAACGUGCAGCAUUGGGCUGACUGAUGGUCAUCAGGAGGGUGAAGGCUGAUUUGGACUCCAGGCUUCUUCCCUGGACAGCACUGUGUCUGCAGAUUACUUAAGUGGCUUCUGAUUUGUAAAUAAAAUCAAUGCACUGUGAAUCACACUCAGCCCCUUUCUUAGGCCUCACUUCUAAUAUGAUGUCUCCUCCCAGCCCUAAUUUUCCUUUGGAAACCAAGUUAACUAAAGCUGAGGGUUGCAGCUGAGAUAAUGGAGAAACAAAGGAGCCUAUUCUGUGCUUUAGGAUGGUGAGAGGCUAGGAUUGGGACAGAGCAGAACUCACAAUUCCUUCUUGGUGCUAGGAAGAGCAAAGCAAGCACUUAAGUGCUGUCCAGAGAUCAAAGGACCAAGCACUUCUUCCUCAGACUGGUUCUACCGCACAUGUCACAUCAUACCUCUGGCUCAUAUCCUCAGCUUCCCAUCAGCACCCUACAAUGUGGUUUAAUGGUAGAAAUAUCAUAGUUACAAUACACAAAAUUCUUUUGGGUCCAAAUUGGGAUCUAAUUCAGAUACUUAGAAAAGGGACUUAAACUCAGCCUGAAUUUAUCUGUAAAAUGAGGUAACCACUGCCCAGUUGAGGACUGUGAAGAUCAUGAAGGAAACGUAACUUUGACUAAAUGCUUAUCUUCCCUGAAGGGCUUUCUGCUGAAGGGGCAGGAAGUUCAAGACUAGGUCGAAAGGGGAGGCAGACUCCAAGGUUGCCUCAAAUUUUAUUUUUGGACCUUGGAGGACCAGGUGUUAACUGUAAACAGGGCUGACACUUCCUAUUCAACUAAAAGGAAGUAUAUGACAGCCCUUUCCUGUAUGGAGGCUUGGCCCCUUUGUUUCUGCUUUCCUGCCUUAGACUGGGUCCUCUGUAGUACCCAGCACCUGCCUCUGAACUAAAAACUUGGCCAAGAUGGUCAGACUCACACUCAGGAAGUCAUUUGGUUCUACUUCCUUUUUAAAAACCAAUUCCUCAAAAUACCCUUACUUCAUGGGUGAUGACUUCCUUUAUAGAGAUGAAAACACCAGCCACUCCCAAAAGAAAGACAUUCUGGCACCUAAUGACUACUGAGGAAACCCAUACCACUCCCAUGAGGUGCUUGGAAAAGUGCUCAGCUCCACUGUGUCCCACCUGGGCGUUAGUGCAGGGGGCUGGCUUCUGCUCUCACCCAAACCCACCCUCCCUCCUGUUGAGCUACAUCUUCCCAUCGACAACAAAACACAACACAGGGCAAGGGCCAUAAGAGUAAAGUUAAACUUUACUUUACAGUAAUUUUUUUCUAUAUACAAAGAAUUACAGUACAUGUUUAUGGGGACUCCUAGCACAGGGCUCCCCUUUUCCACUAAAAGUUUCACUUACAGCUGACAACCUAUGGGGGUGAGGAGCAAAAAAAAAAGGUGAUGGACCUCAGCUGUUCCCCCCACACCCCUUUUCUUAAAAAUAUAAAGAUAGAUCUCUAGUGUCAGCUUGUUUCUUAGCCAAGACUUUGAAAUCUGCUCUUCCAUGAGCUGCUGUGUGCUGCACUCACCCAUCUUCUACACACUCUCACCUACAUGCACACACAGGCAGCACCCACCUCAGACCUGGUGACCACCUAUUCUGUGCCCCUCCUUUGGGAGUCCAAAGCACCACAACCAUUCAUUUCUGCUCCUACUCCCUGGGCUCUCCUGUCCACCAAGCUUUGCUCAGCUUCCAGAGUGUUCCACCUGAAGCCCCUCAACAGCCUGAUGUCUGGAAAGUCAUGGGAAAGCGGCUCUAGAGAAGGAACCGCUUCAGAAUUUAACGUGUGCUGCGUUUUGCUUAUGUUGAUAGGAAACAUUUCUUUCCAGGCUGUAGAUUUCUAAUUAAACUUUCCACUU
Messenger RNA from Myotis daubentonii (Daubenton's bat), 2954 nucleotides. RefSeq names its product RAB24, member RAS oncogene family (gene RAB24). Gene Ontology annotation, molecular function: GTP binding; GTPase activity. The record is from RefSeq and is a predicted model, not a curated record. Lineage: Eukaryota; Metazoa; Chordata; Mammalia; Chiroptera; Vespertilionidae.